UGUUUGUCCUUAAGUCAGCCGUUAACAUUAAGGAAACACGGUUUGUGUUUUCUAUUGUCUAAUACAUCACAGGCUGGUAAGGGCGAAAAAGGAGACAAGGGGGACCCUGGGUCAAAAGGAGAUAAGGGAGAUAGUGGAGCCGCUUCUUGCAAAUGUCCUUUGCAGGUAACAGAUGUUUUUUGAAACUGUUCGAGGAUCGUACGUGAUACCUUAAUGUGGAACGGUAUUCUAAUUUUUUUUUUCUAGCCUCGAUUACGGGGAAAGUUUCUAUUUCUUGCUUGCGAAGAACUAACAUAUAUAAUCAUGACCUUUUAUUUGAAUGCUUUUAAACUUGAAAGUUUUAUAGCCUGCUUAUCAAAUUUGAAAAUCUCAAUCUGGGGGUUAAUUGGAGUUCUUCAUGUAUCUAAUCACUGCUUUAAAUAUUGUGACCAAAGUAUUUGCAAGAAAAUGUGACCAUUUUGCAGCGUGUAACUUUUAAUCGUUGUUUUUCAUCGCCUCAUAUUAAUUCUCUUGUUUUCAUAGGAUCCAACAAAACCAUCCGCACACCUUGAAGGUGCCAACAAAAGGGAUGUAACCUAUCAAGUAAAUAAAGGUAUAUACAUUUUAUUCUAUGAGAUAGCUGGAUAUCAAGGGGGAAAUGAAUAAGGACUAGUUGACUUUUGUGUAAAGCAGGUUUGUAUACGGUUUAAAACUCUUUGGUCUGACUAUUUGCACAAAGUUUAGCUGUUGUUUAACAAAUUCACGUCCUAAACAAUUCUCAAUUUAGCGGAACCUUUUUUGUAAAUAGCGUCGAGAAGACAAAGAGCAAACAAUGGAAGGACAAUUGUUGCAUUAAUCAAACCUCUUACAGAGAAAGCCUGAAGCCCACGGAUUGCGUAAAACCGUGGUUUGGGUUAGACCUCGAGUAAAUAACGGGCCUUAUCUAUUUCAAGAAUCGUUAGCUUAUAAUCAGUUUUUUAAGUUUAAAAGGGUUUUUCGACGAUAUCAAAACACAGUAAGUGUAACUUGAUAAAUUGUACGGAAUUGCAGUAUCCUCCUAAUACGUCCUACACUGCUCACAAAGGUCAGAUAACUACUGGAGGAUUUGUAUAUUCGGGUCAAUGUUUGAAAAUAGUUAUAGGGAGGGAGAGGGGCAGAGGGCGGACUCAGGAGACUCGUUUCUCAAUUUUGAUAUCGUGCACCUGCGGAUUUUUUGUUUUUGUAACCUAUUGACAUAUUCCGUUUUCGGUUGCAGUGAUAAAGGACUGGACCUUAAGUGCACCGUACAGUCAUCUCGCAGGUGGUAUGAAAUACCGAGAUGGAAAACUCACCGUGCCCAUCUCAGGACGGUACUACAUCUACGAGCAGAUCUACUACCGUGGCCAUAGAGGCAAACCAGUCAGGAUUUCUCUCUUGGUUAAUAACAAAGUGGUCGCCAUGGUACAGCCUCCUCAGACCCUACGAAAAUCUAGUUUCACUUUUUCGACUGGAGGCGUCUUCUACCUGAAGGCUGGUGACGUCAUCACUGUCGCAGCUACAAGUAAUGUAGGGAUUGCCUACAUGUAUACCUACCACAGCUUCUUUGGCGCUUUUUUGAUUUGA
Pocillopora meandrina is the source of this 1581-nucleotide messenger RNA. The record is from the annotation of a GenBank genome assembly. Lineage: Eukaryota; Metazoa; Cnidaria; Anthozoa; Scleractinia; Pocilloporidae.